UUUUGUGGCAAAACAUAAUAGCUUGACUACCAAGCCUAAGCAUAUACAAUAGUCCUAUAAAUUGAAGGACCUUCUCUACAACAGUUCAACUUUUCAAUUUAAACAGAUAGAGAGAAAGAAAGAGAGACCCCCACCCAAAAAAAAAAAAAAAAAAAAAAAAAAUCUCAAAGAUUUAACGAUGGAGAUAGGAAGUAAUUGUGAUAAUGAGGCUCAAAUCCCAAUUCUUCAUUUUCCAAAGGAGAUUGUGGGAUUAUUGGAGCAAGGGAGAAGUAGUAGUAUUUGUAGUAGUAAUAGUGAGAAAUGGAAAGGAAUGAGUGGGAAAAUGAGAGAGGCGUGUGAGAAUUACGGUUGUUUUAUUUUGAAGUGUGAGGAAAUCCCCAUGAUCAUGAGUACUAGUGCUUUACGUGAACAAAUGUUCAUGGCAUCAAAGGCUUUGUUUGAUCUCCCUGAAGAGACCAAGCAGAAGCACACCAGCUCCAAGCCCUACCGGAGCUACACCGGCAACUGCCCCGUGAUCCCGCUAAGCGAAAGCUUCGGGAUCGACGUCAACGGUUCUAGCUUCGACACCGUUACGGCCUUCACUAACCUCAUGUGGCCCCAAGGAAACAAGGGUUUCUGUGAGAGUGUGAGCUACAUGGGGAAGAAGAUGUUGGAACUGUGUUUCAUAAUCCUGAGAAUGAUGUUGGAGAGUUUGGGCAUGGAAAAGCACUAUGACUCCCACGUGGAGAGCACGAGCAGCGUUUUGCGACUGAUGAAGUACCGAGUUGGACCGGCCAACGGCGACUCAGCCCAACUCGGCCUGGUGGCUCACACCGACAAGAGUGCCCUCACCAUUCUAUGCCAAAACGAAGUGCAAGGUCUUGAGCUUCUCACCAAACAAGGCACUUGGCUUCAACUCAAAAUCCCCGAGGCAUCUUUCGUGGUCUUUGUUGGUGAUGCACUUAAGGCGUGGAGCAAUGGGAGACUUCAUGCAGCAACGCACAGGGUGAUCAUGAAAGGGGAUAAAGAGAGGUAUAGUUGUGGGCUAUUCUUAGUGCCAAAGGAGGAAGCAACAAUUGAAGUGCCACAAGAAUUGAUCGACAAGGAACACCCUUUACUUUAUCGUCCCUUCAAAUUCUCAGAUUAUUUCUCCUACUUUGUCUCCAACACUAGUGAUGAUGCGCUUGAAAUCUAUGCUGGCCUAUGAUAUGAUCUUGAUGAUCAUCAUAUUUGAUUGUGAUAUAUAUAUAUAUAUA
Messenger RNA from Morus notabilis, 1235 nucleotides. RefSeq names its product probable 2-oxoglutarate-dependent dioxygenase AOP1. The transcript has 3 exons. Gene Ontology annotation, molecular function: dioxygenase activity. NCBI's taxonomy places the organism in Eukaryota, Viridiplantae, Streptophyta, Magnoliopsida, Rosales, Moraceae. The record is from RefSeq and is a predicted model, not a curated record. Bases 179 to 1186 code for a protein of 335 amino acids.